UUGGCCACGCAGUCAAUUCCGUUUACAAACUACAACUUCUGAAAAUGGGAGGGUUUUUUUCUAGCCUUUUUUCUUCCCUCUUUGGUCAGAAAGAGCUGAGGAUUUUGAUUCUUGGWUUAGAUGGCGCUGGGAAAACUACAAUACUAUACCGACUUCAAGUUGGUGAAGUUGUCACCACAAUUCCAACCAUAGGAUUCAACGUUGAAACAGUAACAUACAAAAAUCUUAAAUUUCAAGUAUGGGAUCUAGGAGGUCAAACUAGUAUACGACCAUACUGGAGAUGUUAUUACUCAAACACAGAUGCUAUAAUAUACGUAGUAGACAGUGUCGACAGAGAAAGAAUAGGGAUAUCAAAACAAGAACUAGUCAGUAUGUUAGAAGAGGAUGAACUCAAAAAAGCCAUUCUAGUAGUAUUUGCAAACAAACAAGAUAUGGAAGGAGCCUUGUCGUCAACAGAAGUCUCGAAUGCUUUAGGAUUAUCAGCAUUAAARAACCGGGCGUGGUCUAUCUUUAAGACAUCCGCUGUUAAGGGGGACGGCCUUGAUGAAGCAAUGGAGUGGUUGGUUGAUGCUCUCAAACAACGGCAGUGAAUUGAAAAAUAAUAACUUUCUUACAUCAAUAUUGAAAAAAAUAUAAUAUCAUAAUUUUACAUGAAUAUGUUGGAGGUGUUUGGUGUAACAGUGGAGCUGAUUGCAUUGCAUUGCAUUCUACUCUUGCACCUUUUUUCACAAGAUUUUGAAUACUCCAUUGUGAUGGCUUUACAAAUGCCAUAAAAUAUCCAUAUUAUAGUCUAUAAAUUGCUUUUUUAAGUGURAUAAUAUGUUUACACCAACAUAUUCAUGUUUUUUAUUGUUUUUCCACAUAUGAAAAGUCAAUCAUUACACUGCAUUUAAUGCUGGUUAGUCAUAGCCCUUUAAGAAAUGAUUACAGCAUAACAGUACUCUAAUUUUUGGAUGUUGAAUCAAAUCUCAUCCAUUAAGAUAGAAUAAACCCAAAUUUAAGUUGUAAAAUAGUGAGUAAGGGUUACAUAUAGAGAGAUGGAUAUUAAAAUACAAUAUUUCCAUU
Exaiptasia diaphana is the source of this 1065-nucleotide messenger RNA. Its product is annotated as ADP-ribosylation factor-like protein 1. Gene Ontology annotation, cellular component: Golgi apparatus; cytoplasm. Gene Ontology annotation, biological process: vesicle-mediated transport; intracellular protein transport. Bases 45 to 590 code for a protein of 181 amino acids. NCBI's taxonomy places the organism in Eukaryota, Metazoa, Cnidaria, Anthozoa, Actiniaria, Aiptasiidae. Gene Ontology annotation, molecular function: GTP binding; GTPase activity. The transcript has 9 exons. The record is from RefSeq and is a predicted model, not a curated record.